Messenger RNA from Pyrus x bretschneideri (Chinese white pear), 891 nucleotides. RefSeq lists its product as uncharacterized. The record is from RefSeq and is a predicted model, not a curated record. Bases 1 to 891 code for a protein of 296 amino acids. The transcript has a single exon. Lineage: Eukaryota; Viridiplantae; Streptophyta; Magnoliopsida; Rosales; Rosaceae.
AUGGCUAGGUCAGGUGGUAGUGAUCUUCGAGCUCCAAUAUUCAAUGGUGACAACUAUGAAUCUUGGAAGAUCCGAGUGAGAACUAUUUUCAAAUCACAUGGAAUCUGGGAUCUAGUUGAAAAAGGUCUUGAAAUCUCAGAAUCAAAAAGGAAGAAGGUUAAUGCAGAAGGGUCACCAGAAUCAGAGAAACGAUCUCUGAACGAAAAGCUAAUGAAGGAUGCUAAGGCACUGGGUAUUAUCCAAGGAGAUGUCUCGAAUGACAUUUUCCCCAGAAUCUCAAACAAAGAGACCUCAAAGGGUGCUUGGGAUAUCCUACAUCAAGAAUUUCAUAGCGAUAAGCAAGUGAGAUCUAUCAAGUUGCAAGGUCUAUGCCGUGAUUUCAUGUACACAAGGAUGAAGGAUGAUGGAACCUUGUAUGUGUAUCUCACUCGUCUUCUCGAGUUGGUGAAUCAGAUGAAGAGUUAUGGGGAAGAUUUAUCUAGAAAGUGUUUAGUUCAGAAAUUGCUCAUAAGCUUGACCAAAGACUUUGACCUCGUUUGCUAUGUGAUUGAGCAAACUAAGGACAUUGAAACUAUUGAGGUGCAAGAAGAAAUUGCUACAUUGAGGGGAUUUUCACAACACCUUGAUAGGCAUGCUAAAAAUACCACUAAGAGAGCUUUCAGUAGUAUGAGUGUAAAUCUAAAGGGAACUCAGUCAAAUCCCUCCUUUGGUAACUCUAAGCCAAAGAAGAACUGGAAAUCGAAGGAUAAGAAAUGGGAUUCUAAACCUCAGAACUCUGUCAAUCAAGGUGGCAAAUAUGAUCAAGGAGGAAAACUAGAUCAAGCUAAGGGAAACUGCAAACAUUGUGAUAAGCUACACUAUGGUGAAUGUUGGUUUAAAGCGUGGAGUUAA